Paralichthys olivaceus (Japanese flounder) is the source of this 4602-nucleotide messenger RNA. It is a transcript of the gene cdh4, whose product is annotated as cadherin 4, type 1, R-cadherin (retinal). Gene Ontology annotation, cellular component: catenin complex; adherens junction; plasma membrane. Gene Ontology annotation, biological process: homophilic cell-cell adhesion; adherens junction organization; multicellular organism development. NCBI's taxonomy places the organism in Eukaryota, Metazoa, Chordata, Actinopteri, Pleuronectiformes, Paralichthyidae. Gene Ontology annotation, molecular function: cadherin binding; calcium ion binding. The record is from RefSeq and is a predicted model, not a curated record.
GCGGCUCCAGGAAUUACUGAGGAGGUUUUUAUUCGGCAGAAUAAGACUCAUCCCGUCCUUAUCUUUUUUUUUCCACCUUACACGCGGUUUUUGCAAAGAUGAACGUUGCCUGCGUCAUCCUGGCGUGCACCUUACUUGCGGGCGCAUCCUCGGGGAAUAAGGCAGGCCAGCCACUCAAACCCCCGUGCAGACCGGGUUUCUCCCAGAACUUCUACACAGUGAUUGUCUCGAGAGAUGUACUGCAUGGCCAGAGCAUUCUCAAAGACACCACCCUUUCGAGUGAACGGGUGAGGUUUGAGGAUUGCCAGCGCAGCAGAGAUGUGGGCUUUGUCAGCAGCGACCCCAAUUUCAGCGUGAGACCUGACGGGGCGGUGUAUGCAGAGCAGGAAGUGGCCAACCUGUCAGAGCCCGUCCAGUUCAUGGUGACGGCCCGGGGGCUCCAUGACCCACACAUCUGGGAGACCACCGUUAAGCUGGCCUUGGCUGGACACCCCCAUUCUCUACCACUUACAAAGGUUGGCAUCGAAGAAAUGUUGUCAAGAAUGUGGGAAUCCCAACCCAGAGUUAUCAAGUUUCCUCGAAGACAUCAGAGAGGCUCCUCUGCCAACGGGCUGAGGCGACAGAAGAGAGACUGGGUCAUCCCGCCCAUCAAUGUGCCUGAGAACUCCAGAGGCCCCUUCCCUCACAUGCUUGUCAGAAUCCGCUCAGAUCAGGAUAAGGAUGUCGGCAUCCGCUACAGCAUCACAGGAGCAGGAGCCGAUCAGCCCCCGAGUGGCAUCUACAACAUAGAUCCCAUCAGCGGCAACAUGUUUGUCACUCAACCCCUGGACAGAGAGGAGAGAGCCUCCUUUCAUCUGCGAGCGCAUGCAGUGGACAUGAACGGUAACCAGGUGGAGAAUCCAAUCGAUCUGUACAUCUAUGUGAUCGACAUGAACGACAACAGGCCUGAGUUUCAGAACCAGGUGUACAAUGGCUCCGUGGCUGAAGGGUCCAAACCAGGCUCAUCUGUGAUGCAGGUGACAGCCACCGACGCGGACGACUCCACCACAGCAAACGGCAUGGUCCGAUACAGAAUCCUCUCUCAGACACCCCACAGCCCCAUCCCCAACAUGUUCACCAUCAACAGUGAGACUGGAGACAUCGUGACAGUGGCGGCCGGCCUGGACAGAGAGAAAGUGUCUCAGUACACUAUCAUCGUCCAGGCGACAGACAUGGAGGGCAACUUGAACUUUGGUUUGUCCAACACAGCCACAGCUCUUAUCUCCAUCACUGACAUCAAUGACAAUCCCCCAGAACUGACAGUCAGGACGUUUUCUGGAGAGGUGCCAGAGAACAAAGUGAACGUGGUGGUGACCAACCUGACAGUGGUGGACAGGGAUCAGCCCCAUAGCCCCAACUGGAAUGCUGUCUACCGCAUCGUCAGCGGCGACCCCUCUGGGCACUUCACCAUCCGCACCAACCCCAUCACCAACGAGGGCAUGUUGACAGUGAUCAAGCCGGUGGAUUUCGAAAUGAACCGUGCUUUCAUGCUGACCGUGGUGGUGUCUAACCAGGCCCACCUGGCCACCGGCAUUCAGUCCUCUCUCCAGUCCACUGCAGGAGUCACCAUCUCGGUUCAGGACGUGAACGAACCUCCCGUCUUCCCUGUAAACCCCAAGAUGAUCCGCUUUGAGGAGGGCGUUCCAGCAGGGACCACUCUGACAGUGUUUGCUGCUCAAGACCCCGACCACUUCAUCCACCAGAUCGUCAGGUACUCCAAGCUGUCAGACCCAGCGAACUGGCUGAAGAUCAACAGGACCAACGGUCAGAUCACCACCAUGGCCCUCCUGGACCGAGAGUCCAUGUACGUUAAGAACAACGUGUACGAGGCCACGUUCCUGGCAUUCGACAAUGGUAAGUCUGGCUCGCCUCAAGCCAGCGGGACAGGAACCCUCCAGAUCUACUUGAUCGACGUCAACGACAACGCUCCGGUGCUGAUACCCCGGGAGGCCCAAGUGUGCGAGCGUGCGCGCCCCAACUCCAGGAUCAACAUCACGGCUUCAGACGCUGACGCCGACCCCAACGUGGGGCCCUUUGUCUUCGAGCUGCCUUCUUUUCCUGCCAACGUUCGCCGCAACUGGACAAUUUCCAGGCUGAGUGGCGACUACGCUCAGCUCAGGCUGAGGAUUCCUUACCUGGAGGCCAGUGUGUACGAGAUCCCUGUCAUCGUGUCCGACUCGGGAAACCCUCCUCUGUCCAACCGCUCCGUGAUCAGAGUCAAAGUGUGUCCCUGUGACGAUAACGGAGACUGCAGCGCCACAGGGGCCGUGGCAGCCGCUGGACUAGGCACCGGGGCCAUCAUCGCUAUACUCAUCUGCAUCAUCAUACUGCUGAGCAUGGUUCUGCUGUUUGUGGUGUGGAUGAAGCGCAGAGAGAAGGAGCGGCAGGCAAAGCCUCUGUUGAUCGACCCUGAGGAUGAUGUCAGAGACAACAUCCUCAAGUACGAUGAGGAGGGAGGAGGAGAGGAGGACCAGGACUAUGACCUGAGCCAGCUGCAGCAGCCCGAGUCUCUGGACCACAUCAUCAAUAAGCCGGCAGGAGUGCGCAGGGUGGACGAGAGGCCUGUGAUCACUGAGUCUCAGUACCCGGUCAGACCCAGUCUGCCUCACCCCGGAGACAUCGGGGACUUCAUUCAUGAUGGUCUGAGGGCAGCAGACAAUGACCCCACGGCUCCUCCCUACGACUCCCUGCUGGUGUUCGACUACGAGGGCAGCGGUUCCACCGCCGGCUCCGUCAGCUCACUCAACUCCACCAGCUCAGGGGACCAGGACUACGACUACCUCAACGACUGGGGGCCUCGCUUCAAGAAGCUGGCCGACCUCUACGGAGGAGGGGACGAUGACUGAGAGCGGUGCAGGGGGCUGGGCGGGGGUCAGGAGAGGCAGGGUCGUACGGAUGGACGCUCCUGGGAAAUGCGGGCAGGGGCCAGGAACAUGACGCAGGCUCCAUGGUGGACAUGUGAGGAACAGACCCUUACAUGGGCUGUGUCACUUUGCUCACAGCAGCCAUGCCCGCAAACAUGAAUUCCGCUGCAACGCAACUGUAUUCUGGCUUUAUAUUUUUUUGUGGCGAGUUUUGUAGUGCAAUGUUUUGUUUUGUUUUGUUUCUUUUGGUUGUUCUCUCAGAUCGCUGGACCCGGAGCUCUCUGGGGACAAAUCAAGGCAGUCGAGAGAAACUAGUGAAUUUGUGCUUUGAUUGAUUGUUAAAACAGAAUCAUCUCUUGCUUUAGUCUCACACUGAAGAGAAUGUGUUCAGGAAGACGCUCUCUGACUCUCUCUCUCUUUCACUCUGUCAACUUGAAUUUCCUUAGAACAGAAGCACUGUCAUUUUUAUAAAGUGCCUUUUGUGGUGUGUUUUUGUAUCAGACUCCUGCUAUCUCAGGAUCGGUUGCCAGUCGUGAAGUACAGUGAAGGCACGUUCGCUCGCGGCCUACCUGCGCUCCUCAAACCAGCCCUGCCUGUCACUCUCCUCUCCCCCUCACAGUGGUGUAGACGAACAACCCCAGCAGCCACUCGCAGGAGGGAAGGACACAACCAGGGCGGACUCUCCUACAUCAAAACCCAAUGAAACGUGGCCGAAAAGAAGCCAAUGAGCGUUGUUGUGGAUGCAGACAACCCUCUUCUCCAUGAUCCUGCUCAGUUUGACUUCACAAGCAUCACCUGUCGACACAACCACAGCAACACGCUGACAUUGGCGUGAGACCAUUUUUAUACACGUGGGGGUUUUCUAAUUUAGCGGAGAAUGCCUGCCUUUCCUCUUUGGACUCAUGACGUUAGGAGCCUUUAUUUUGAGAUGCUUGCCUGCCCUGUAUGGUUUUGUGUUGCUUUCUCCACAGUGUAAAGCUUAUGUAGGCAUGAUCUGAUUAGUCAGACAGUGUAAGAAAGUGGAGCUUGAAAUGACUCGGAACAAAGGCAUCUGAUAAAGAUUUCUUUUGUGUUUUUUUCUGUCGCCUUGAACAUUCCUGUUUUUUAUAGGCCAAACAAAACUAUUAAAAGGUGCAUGUUUUUUUUUUUCGAAAUGUUUUACUCAAAGCACUUGUUACUAUGUGGUGAGAAUGUGAAAAUAGUCAGCAGAAACUAUAUGAAUAUACUCUGUAUAAAGACACUGAGAAAAUAAAAAUACUGUAAGAUACCUAUUUUUGAAGUAUUGAUGACAUUAAAGUUGCUGCUCUUUUUCUCCAGCUCUUCAUCGGGCUGAGGGGAUUUUUGGCCCAUUCAUUAUUGACAUGUGAAUAUUUUAGUUUUCUCGUCUGUUGAAGCGUCAUCACAUUUUUUAAGAUGCCUGCUUAUACAUUUUCUGUUUCCGUUUUGCUCUUUUUUUUUUCAUUUUUACAAACGCUUUGUUACACUCCUUUUCUACAUGUAUAUAUAUAUAUAUAUAUAAAACACAGCCUUCUCCUCUCACUCUGUAUUGUCUCUGACAGACGUGCUCCUCCUGUCGCCCUCUGGCCUCAGGACAGUGGAAGGUUCAUUAGCCAUGCCUGCUGAUAGCUGUUCUAUUAUUCAGUGUAUUGGAAUUCUUUUACCCAUUCAUCUAGAUACUGGAUGUGUGCUUUAGAAAAUA